Plectropomus leopardus (leopard coralgrouper) is the source of this 734-nucleotide messenger RNA. The record is from RefSeq and is a predicted model, not a curated record. Lineage: Eukaryota; Metazoa; Chordata; Actinopteri; Perciformes; Serranidae.
CAUCCACACAUGGCGACACUGGUGGGGAAUUCAGCCCAGGAGGUGAUGGACGCCAUUGAAGAGAAGGGAGAUGACGAGAUACCGGAAUGGGAGCUGGAUGAGCUGCUGGCUUGGACCAACACUCUCAACUUUGAGCACUAUAUGCACGAGUGGCAAACCUUAGCCCGCAGUCACUCCUCUGAGCCAAGGAAAGAUGUUCCUUCAUGUCCGCCCAGGUCAGACAGUUAAAAGUUUAUUCAGAAUCAGCAGAAACCCGGCAGCACUGAACCACAGCAGCUGAAAUGGAAAACGUGAAGACUGGAGAUGCAGAUGAUUGGAUCAAGUCUCUUAUUGAAGAGUCUCACAAGGCCAAAGAGUACUCUUACUCUCCUUACAGCCAGCUCCGAGUGGGAUCAGCCCUGCUAACGGAGGACGGAAAGAUCUUCUCAGGUUGCAAUGUUGAAAACGCAUGCUUUUACCUGGGUCUGUGUGCAGAGAGGACUGCCAUAAACAAGGCUGUUUCUGAAGGGUACAAGACAUUUAAGGCCAUCGCUGUUUCCAGUGACCUGGAGGACCGGGUGAUCCCGCCCUGUGGUGCCUGCCGACAGGUCAUAAGAGAGUUUGGUGAUAUGCCCGUUUUCAUGACCAAGGUGGAUGGAUCCUACACCAUGAUGACAAUGGAGGAGCUGCUUCCACUGUCAUGGGGUGCUGAGUACCUGAAGAAAUUGGAGAUGGACCUUCCAAAAACAUUGUAA